Messenger RNA from Esox lucius (northern pike), 2903 nucleotides. It is a transcript of the gene cldn10a, whose product is annotated as claudin 10a. Gene Ontology annotation, molecular function: structural molecule activity. Bases 1 to 702 code for a protein of 233 amino acids. The record is from RefSeq and is a predicted model, not a curated record. NCBI's taxonomy places the organism in Eukaryota, Metazoa, Chordata, Actinopteri, Esociformes, Esocidae. Gene Ontology annotation, biological process: bicellular tight junction assembly; cell adhesion. The transcript has 5 exons. Gene Ontology annotation, cellular component: bicellular tight junction; plasma membrane.
AUGGGAAACAUGACCGCGGAGAUCGUCGCCUUCAUCCUGACCAUGUCCGGGUGGAUCCUGGUUUCUUCAACGCUGCCCACGGACUACUGGAAGGUGUCGUCCGUGGAUGGGACGGUCAUCACCACGGCAACCUUCUGGUCUAACCUGUGGAAGACCUGUGUCACCGAUUCCACUGGAGUCUCCAACUGUAAAGAUUUCCCCUCCAUGCUGGCACUGGACGCGUAUAUUCAGGUGUGCCGGGCUCUGAUGAUCGCUUCUGUGUGCCUGGGUUUCUUUGGAGCCGUCCUGGCUCUGGUCGGCAUGAAGUGUACAAGGAUCGGGGGCUCGCAGACCGCUAAAGCCAGACUAGCCGGGCUGUCAGGCAUCCACUUCAUACUCAACGGGCUUUGCUCCUUGACGGCGUGCUCCUUGUAUGCACGCAGGAUCACGUCAGAGUUUUUCGACCCCUUAUUUUUUGCUCAGAAGUUUGAACUGGGCGCAGCACUCUUCAUCGGAUGGGCUGGAUCCGUGCUGUGCAUUUUAGGAGGACUCAUCUUUUGCCUCUCCUGUUCAGAGGGCUUCAGUCGAGUCAAGGACUCCUACAGCGGCUCCACAUCUAUGGUAACCAAGCGCCACAAAGGUUUCUACCAACCACCGGGUUUCACAGGCCCCCAGGACCCCGCAGAAAACUCAAGGCAGUUUGGAAAGAAUGCCUACGUGUGACAACGUGCACUAUUCUAUACAUGGAACGACAUGGACUGAGCUUGUUGAGCUCACCUUUUUAUACUUGUUCAAUCAGAGCCCUUGUCAGAAUCUCUCACUGAUACAAUUCCUUUGUGGUUACAUCACCUGGAUAAGUGUAUGAUGACUGGAACAUGCUUUUAUUUUCAUCAUAUGGCCUUUUCUUUUCAAUGCACUGUAUUUUGUAAAAUUUCAGUUAUUAUUCACAUAUUAUAUAGGUUUUUUUAUACAUGUGUUUUCUUUGCCAAGGGAAACUGUGCCUUGGCCUUUCUUUAAACCUGACUGCUUCGAUAAUGUCACUCCCUGUGCACAGAAAAAGCUGAUGGAAAUGACCCUUGAAAUUGAUACAAGCAAAUAGGCGAGCUGUUGAUUUAAUUCCAAAAAAAACAGAUUAGGUAAUGUCUCUUGUCAAUGGGCUAUAAACAAAAUACAUCAGAUAAGCAUGUUUUCGGUUCAGCACAGGAAAUUCUGUUUGGCAUGGAACAACACAAACUCAUAGGUCACCUUGAAGAAGAAAAAAAUGAACUGGUACAAAUCCAUUGUCCAUUUGUAUGCUUCAAGAUGAACACCAGGAAUAGAAGUCAUUACUCAAAACACUCAGCUCCUUAGUUCUUGCUAAUUUCUCAUGAAAUAGAAAUGAGUGACAAUGUAAAUAAAAACAAUCCCUCAAAACGUGCAAAGGAAAAGGAGCAGUCAUUUUAUUUUGAUUUAUUUGAAAUAAGUUAGAAAGAAUAUAAGAGCACCAUAACAGUUCAUAACGUCGAAAUAUAUCAGAGCUGCCUGAAAACGUCCUUCAGAAUACUGUGGACACAAAGCACGUUCGUCAUAAUAGUAACCAGCGUUGCAGAAAGGGGAGAUUUCCCGCAAAAUUUGUAAUAAGGUGCGUGCAAAAACUGGGAUGGACGAGUUGAUUUACUGCUCAUGUUGUGUAUAAAUAAUAACGUUUGUCUUUUGAGGAGUCCUCGGGUUAUUUGCGGUAUACUGUCUUUAAAUGUUGGCAACCCUGAUGGUAUCAAUCUUACCGGACCUCAACUGACGGCCGGAUGAAAGACGUAUCAAUAGAACGCAUUGUGAGCAGAACUGUCAAAUUCUUGUGUUUUUGCAAUAUAACCUCACACUGAAAGAUGGCCUCUUUCCAGCCACCACAAAGCGGCGCUUCCGUUGUCUCGGCGGGCUUGUCCCAGUUCAUCUUUGUCCAGACUCGGAUAUGGGAAUCGGACGUUUCCCCCAACGUCCGCCGUCUAUCUACACCUUCUGAUCAAUGGAAACCCUAACCCUGUUACGUGAAGCCUCUCGGUCCUCCGAGCCAGGGGACAAACAACUGGCGUGGAGUCCGCUGCAUCCUUGAACAGGUGUUGGGUGUCCUCGACGGGUCCCAGAUGGUUAGAAGACUGACUCGUACUAGUUACCAGAUACUGCAUCUUUGAAUGCAUUAAAUCGUGGUCCUGAGGGAUUUCACAUUUUGAUGUCCAUAUUGUGCACAACGAAACAAUAGGCUAGAUACAUGCAACAGGAAGACAGAAAAAAACAACAUUAAGGCGCGCAGGUUUUACUACAGAAUAGCCUACAUACUAUAUCCUGCCAGCAGCGUCCUUGCCCAACAUAGUAUGUUUUUUCUCCUUCCUUACAUCCCGUUAGACUGUAGCGAACGAGGGGACCAGGAAGCAAACACAUAUGCGGCGCAGCAACCGUUUCAGCAUACUCUACGGUUGACUAGGUAGGAGUUGUAAUUCAACUCAUACAGCAAUGACGGCUACAAGGCUAAUAGCAGUUACCUUAAGCUUUUGUAAAAUGUUUACCCCAUUUAUCUCCCCUCCCAAUGUUCGAUUUGCGUUUAUGAUCGUGACUCGUAGCAACAACUCUCCUGCGGGUUGAGGAAGUCAAAAAUAGCCUGCUCCUCACAACUUGCAAUGCCGUCCUUCUCGGACACGGCUUGUGCUGCAUGGACCGCACAUACGCACGGGGAAUUAAUUGCCACACUUUGACGCCCAGUUUAGUUGCAUUUAAACCAUGCACCACUAGAGAGCAGUGCUGCGUGUCUAUACAUUACGGGACCAUACAAUUGACUGUGUGGAAAUUGUAUGUUUUCUGUAUGCGUCUUGUUUGGAUGGAAUCCUACUUAGUGCUUAGUAAUCUAUAAUCAGUGCCUGCUAGCGAACACACUGCCUCUUUGUUCUUUUUCU